Molecule: messenger RNA, 1076 nt
Organism: Capsaspora owczarzaki ATCC 30864
Lineage: Eukaryota; Filasterea; Ministeriida; Capsasporidae
Product: leucine-rich repeat-containing protein C10
Exons: 5
Coding region: 22-744 (240 amino acids)
Biological process (GO): melanocyte differentiation
Molecular function (GO): protein binding
Source: RefSeq, a predicted model, not a curated record
CUCAUUCAUAAUUUAUCACGAAUGAGCGAAGAACAACCAAGUCCAGUGGCUUUGGAAGGCGAUGUGUUGAGCUGCGUUGGUCGAGACUGGACGUCGCUGCCUGCGGAAGCCGGCGCUCGCUUUGGACCCAAGACGCGGAGACUCGAUCUCAGCUACAACUCACUCAAAUCGCUUGCUGGCAUCGAGGCCUUCACGAGCCUGCGCGAGCUCGUGGUUGACAACAACGAGCUGGGCGACGGCCUGGCCUUCCCUGCACAAAAAGAGCUGGACACACUGACACUGAACAACAACCGCAUCACCAACGUCGACCAACUGCUCGAGACCCUUGUCAAGUCGUGCCCCAAGCUCACCUAUCUCAGUUUGCUCGGCAAUCUCGCAUGUCCGAACGAACUUGUAGCCAAGGACGAGGAGGACUAUCAGCGUUAUCGGUACUAUGUGCUGUACAAGUUGCCAAAUCUCAAGUUCCUGGAUUCGCGCACAGUCACCGCGGCAGAGCGAGCGGAAGCCAAGCGUGUUGGCGCCUUCAUGCGUGUGGUGCGCCCUUCAGACGAAGAGAUUGCUGCAUCCCAACAAUCCAAGCAAGUAGUUGAGCAGGACUCGGACAACAACGGGGGCGACUAUCAGCCGCUUCCCGACGACUUGGCACAGGAAGGGCAGAGCCGAUCGACCUUUGGCGUCUGCAAAUACGUCUAUUACGGCCGACACUCGGAGGGCAACCGCUUCAUUCGCAACAAUGACUUGUAACCCCUAUUUUUUUCGCUUUGGCUCUUGAGCGUGCGCCCUCUCUGCUGUGUGUGCGGGAGUGUUGGCAGAGGUGGCGCUUAUUGGCUGCUGCUGCUGCUGCUGCUGCUUUUUGCUUUUUGUCUUCUUUGUGUUUUGGUGUUUGGUUGUUUGGUUGCCUGAUCACAUGCGAGUUUUUCGAAAUGUCUUGUUGUUCUUGCUUUGCUUUGGACGAACAUUGCAAUUUGCAUUUGCGAACGCGCCAACCAUCUUUCCCAUGUUUUUUUUUUUGAACCGUUUGCUUCGAAGCCAGAUCGUUGCGCUUUGUAUACUCGCACAAAUACCACCAUCAACGC